AGCUUCAAAAGUCACCAUCACAGAUCUGCCAGAGUUUCUUGGCCUUAUGGAGAAAAACAUCAUGGAAAACCAAGAUCGUUUAGGGUGUCCAGUGGAGGCGAGAGAGCUCAACUGGGGGAAUGAGGAACAAAUCAGGGAAUUUCCCAUUCCUGAUGUUGUGCUUGUGGCUGACUGCAUCUACUAUGAGCAGUCUCUGGAACCACUGGUGUCAACUCUUUACAAGCUAUGCAGUCCAGAUACAAAAGUCCUUCUCAGCUAUGAGGAAAGAACCAUUGGAAAUAAGCCGUUGCUCCAGAAGAAGUUUUUUGAGAUGAUGGAAGAGCACUUUUGCAAAGAGAAAAUUGCCUUAGAAGAACAGCAUGAACUUUAUAGGUGUGAGGACAUCCACAUCUACAAGUUCAGUCGGAGAUGAUGAAAGGUUUUGAAUAAGCUUAAGAAAAUUGAUGGUGCUUUUUCAGAAUACAAUAAAAUGUAUGAUAAA
Penaeus vannamei (Pacific white shrimp) is the source of this 481-nucleotide messenger RNA. The record is from RefSeq and is a predicted model, not a curated record. Lineage: Eukaryota; Metazoa; Arthropoda; Malacostraca; Decapoda; Penaeidae.